CCAGCUGUACGUAAGUACAGAGAGAGGAAGACUGCAAGGAGUUCAGACGCAAGUCAACGUAGCUAGAUCGCAAGGCCGUCGACAGACAAAGCCUAUCAGCAAACAACCAGAGAGGAAAGGAGGCCCACCCCGCUUCCCCUCCUCUUCACGUGACUCAAGGGAGCACCCAGACCCCAUUUCCCAGCUGGAUAGCGGUGCUCUGUCGGAGCAACGCUAAGGUUCUACUUAGCCGUAAAAACGGAAGUCGUCGGGCUGGAGUGUGUUCUGAUGGCCGAGUCAGAGACUGAAUGUGACACUCCGGGCCUUGACACACUGGGCUCCGAGUGUGUCAUAACGCAAGUAGGAGACCUGCAUUAUGCCGCAGAGACAGAGAUCAUGUCUGAGGACAAGCGGCUGGAGUUGGAGGCCCUCCACGGCUCCGACCUGGCCAAGAUGCAAGGCCUGGGUCCGGAGGUGGGAGCGCUGACUUGCGUCGACACCAUGGUGGAGACGGACCACGACUACACCAAGGCGGAUCAGACCCCACACUACUUCACCACGCACGACAUAAAGCACGAGGGCGCCGAGACCUUCCUGGGCGAAGUCCUCCUCAAGGCAGAGAUGAGCGGUGCCGGGCCCGACCACGUGGUCAAAGCCGAGUCGGACCAUGGCGGCGAGCUGACUGUGGAGUCGGAAAACGGUGUGGUCAUCCACGAGGCCCACGGCCUGCAGUGCAAUGAGUGCGGCGAGAUCUUCAGCAGCAUCACAGACCUCCACCAACACUUUGAGAUCCACAAGGCUACUAACCCGUACAUCUGCGUCCACUGCGGCGAGAGCUUCGCCGUGGACUCCAGCCUGAAGGCCCACAUGAAGAUCCACAUGAAAGAGAAGAGCUACGGCCCCACGGGCGUGGAGCUGGUGGGCAAGGUGGGCAUUGACGCCUUCAACCUCAAGCCGCACCAGAUGAUGCACUCGCCCGAGAAGCCGCAUCGCUGCUCCGAGUGCGGCAAGAGCUUCGCCGCCGCCAUCACCCUGCGCGAGCACAUGAAGAUGCACUCGGACGACAAGCCCUACAAGUGCACGCAGUGUCGCAAGAGCUUCAUCCGCCGCCGCCACCUCAAGAAGCACCAGGAGAUGCACGCCCGUGACAAGCCCUUCAGUUGCACCCUCUGCGGCAAGGGCUUUGCCACCGCCUCCAACCUGAAGCAGCAUCAGAAGUCGCACGCCGGCGACAAGCCUCACCGCUGCAUGCAGUGCGGCAAGUGCUUCGCGGCGGCCGCCACGUUGCGCGAGCACGCCCGGAUCCACUCGGGCGAGAAGCCCUACAAGUGCAACCAGUGCAGGAAGAGCUUCGUCCGCAAGCGCCACCUGAAGAAGCACCAGCUGGUGCACUCUGGCGGCAAGCCGUACCGCUGCUCCCACUGCGACAAGGGCUUCAACCAUUCCUCCUCGCUGUCGCGCCACAACAAGACCCACCAGGACGGCAAGAACAUGUACGUGCACACGCCCCAUCACGCCCACGUUCACACCCCGCCCGAGAAGGUCAAGAACAUCUACGCCCCGCCCGAGAAGUCGGUCAGCGUGUUCUACGACACGCCCACCCCAAAGAAGCGCGGCACGCCCGGCGACAGGCAGUACAACUGCCGCUACUGCGAGAAGACUUUCAACCACUCGUCCUCCCUGUCCCGGCAUCAGAAGACUCACUCGGAUGGCAAGUCCUACGCCUGCUCCCACUGCGGCAAGAAUUUCACCCACUCGUCCUCCCUGGCCAGGCACCAGCGCGUCCACAUGGAUGAGAAGCCCAUCUUCACCGUGCCGUCGCCCAAGAGCUACAGCCCCGUCGUCAAGCAGCAAAGAAUUCUGCAAAGUGAAAAGCCAUACCGUUGCUCUCAGUGUGGAAAGGGGUUCAAUCACUCAUCCUCCCUCUCCAGGCACCACAGAAUCCACAUAGACCAGUGAGAGAAGGGCUGAGAGAGUGAGCGAGCACGCACACGCUUUCUGGAGAUUUCGAUUGUGGAUUCUCUCACUCCUCCCCCAGUAGUUUCACCAUGUAACAAAUUUAGGGCCACAUUUCAGCUGUAAGGUUUUUGUCCUUUUGAUUUAAAACAAACAAAAAAAGAUCUCAAGUUAAAACUUAGCUGUGCCCGGAGCUGAAGGACUGUAAAUUCUCUCUACUCAGCUAAUCUUAGAAUAUAUAUAUAUAUAUAAGGACAUUGAGCCGCUAUCCCUAGUGAUCCUGCUUGAAUGGCUUGAUUUGUUACAUGCCUCCUCAAUGUUUUUAAAGAUGAGUUCACCUUUGACAUGAUUAACCUUGUAUAAUAGAAAUAAUCUCCAUAGUGAUUUCAGUUAACAAAUGACACUCGGGCCAGUUCUUGUAAAAGUGUCCCACACCACAGGCCUAAAAAAAGGAGUGAAGUUUAAAAAAAGAAACUGUUCUCCCUCUUCCUCCUCAUCUCUUCUCCCUUGAGGUUCCCUUCACUGAAACUGACAGCCACACCAGUUGUUGGAGUAAACGAGAUGUUGAAGAGAUAAGUUGUUCUUGAUGCAGGUUCACCCAUUGUUGGUUAACAUGACAUCAUCUGUAAAUACAUGUCUUUCUUUUCUUUUCCCCUUUUUUAAAAUGUAUGUAUAGGUGUGUUAGUAUGCAGGUGUUACCUGAAGCUGAGCUAUAUUUUUGGUAUAAUCCCCUUGAGUCUUACCCCACCCUUUUGCCUAGUAAUUACCUAAUGAUUCGAUGUUAACUAGAUGUUUGUCACAUCUUAAGUGAAGGGAGGAGAUGGAAGGUGACACUCUACAUUUCCUAAAGAGCUUUACAAAAAAAAUGUGUGUAGCCUGACGAGUGUAUUUUUUGCAACCUCACAUAAAGUCACUGGAUAACUCUGAAAAGCUCCAUCAUGGAUGUAUAAUGUGUGUUGUUGACCCUUUUCUGUAACUUCACUUGAGUACAGUUCUAGUAAAAAAUUUGAAAAUGGCUUCAAUGACCCACGAGUCUAUCAUGCCCAUCAACACCUUUCUAGUUUUUGGUUAGCACAUUGUGGAUGGUACACCAUUAAGUGAGUGCAGUUACCGGUUUCCAGACUGAGGCCGAAUGUGUUCAAGCCGGGCUUGACGUUCUAGGAGGUUUUACUCUUGAUGUAAGCAGUUGGGUUAACCCCUUGUCUACAAGGUUAAACUAUGUUAAGCAUCCUACCAGUGACCUGUUCUGAUGGUGGGUGGGAGGCAGAUUUUAAUCCAAAUAUAUAUUAGGAGUACAUGGUUUAUACAUAUAAGAUGACAAAUAUUCUUUUCUCUGGAAACUAAAAUCAGCAGUGUAUAGCUUAUAUACGUAACUUAUAUUCAAGACACACAAAAAACUAUCAAAGAUUGUGUAAUAGAUUGUGUGCUCAAAGUACGGCUUAUAGCUUGCUUUAAUGAACACCUAGUUUGAUCUAAGGAAACAUUUUCAGAAUUUCAUGGGUUUGCACUUUCUACCUACCAGUUCUGUGUAUGGGGGGGUCUUUUACAAACUGAUGUAUUUUUUUAAAUAUGGUUUGGGUCAUUUGAAAGGGAAACGAAAGGUAAUAACUGUUUUCAUGAGUGAGCAUUAUUAUAUAGAACAACUUUCUUUUCCCUCCUUUUGGUUAACAAUUGUGCUUCAGACGGUAGCAUAGGCUUCAUGUUAGUUAGGUGCCUUAAUGCAUGCUGUGUAGAAAUGUAUGCUGAGCUAUAAUUGAGAAAAAAGUAAGGUUUUGGCUAUUCCUCCUUUUUUGUUCCAAUACAUACUAACCAAUGUUUGUUUUAAUUCUGUUUUAUUUGCUUUGACAACUGUAUAUGAUUAUUGUUUACAGUUAUUGUCCUUUUUAAUUUCCCAGUCUGUCCAUUUGGCCUUGGUGUAGAGAAAAAAAUAGAAGUUACAAUAAGGAAGUUACAAUGAUGUUGAUCCAUAUUUUAUAAUUGCCCUCCUUUUAGUGGUUAAAAAAGCUGCCAUGCUAUUCCAUCUGUCCAUCAGAGUGGCGCAUUAUGGACAAAAUAAAGGUUGUUGGCUGUCCAA
Messenger RNA from Engraulis encrasicolus (European anchovy), 4009 nucleotides. RefSeq lists its product as uncharacterized. NCBI's taxonomy places the organism in Eukaryota, Metazoa, Chordata, Actinopteri, Clupeiformes, Engraulidae. The record is from RefSeq and is a predicted model, not a curated record. The coding region runs from base 268 to 1938 and encodes 556 amino acids. The transcript is spliced from 2 exons.